AUGAUAGGAUCAAAUGACAGUCCCUAUCAAGGCAGAGUAUUUUGCUUGACAAUUCGCUUCCCAACAGAUUAUCCCUUCAAACCACCGGUUGCAUUUACAACAAGAGUCUGUCACCCAAAUAUUAACAGUAAUGGCAGCAUUUCUCUUGAUGUUUUAUGGUCACAGUUGUCUCCAGCACUAACUAUUUCAAAAGUACUUUUGUCCAUCUGUUCUCUGUUGUGUGAUCCCAAUCUAGAUGAUCCUUUAGUGCCUGAGAUUGCAAGGAUCUACAACAGAAAAAAGUAUAGCAGAAUAGCUUUGGAGUGGACUCAGAAAUAUGCAAUCUAAUUUAAAAAAUGAUUGGACAAGCUCUACGAAUAAAGGUGGGGGAACUCUGAAAGAGAAAGUACUUUUAAUUUCCAUUUGACUGCUUUCUAUGAGCCCAUGCUUCACCUUCCCCUGUGCCACAUGGUUACCUGAUACAGCAGUGUUGCGUGUUGUACAUGCUUAGA
Fulmarus glacialis (Northern fulmar) is the source of this 491-nucleotide messenger RNA. RefSeq names its product ubiquitin-conjugating enzyme E2 D2-like. Gene Ontology annotation, molecular function: ubiquitin conjugating enzyme activity. Lineage: Eukaryota; Metazoa; Chordata; Aves; Procellariiformes; Procellariidae. Gene Ontology annotation, cellular component: nucleus. The record is from RefSeq and is a predicted model, not a curated record. Gene Ontology annotation, biological process: ubiquitin-dependent protein catabolic process; protein polyubiquitination.